This is a messenger RNA of Protopterus annectens (West African lungfish), 1938 nucleotides long. RefSeq names its product vomeronasal type-2 receptor 26-like. Gene Ontology annotation, cellular component: membrane. The record is from RefSeq and is a predicted model, not a curated record. Gene Ontology annotation, biological process: G protein-coupled receptor signaling pathway. The coding region runs from base 1 to 1938 and encodes 645 amino acids. The transcript has 4 exons. Gene Ontology annotation, molecular function: G protein-coupled receptor activity. NCBI's taxonomy places the organism in Eukaryota, Metazoa, Chordata, Ceratodontiformes, Protopteridae.
AUGCCCUCAUAUCGCGAUACAUACCCUGAACUCCUGAAAAGGUGGCAAGAACUUAACAUCAAGCUGAGUACCCAAUAUAUGGUACUAAUGAAUGACUUUUUCAGUAAAAAAGAAGAAGCUUUAUGUAAGGAGAUAGAUUUAAUGGAAAAGGACAUCUCCUCGAACUCUGCUUUCAUUGAGCAUUUAAAUCUAUAUGAGGGUAUGCUUACCCACCUGUGCACCUUUGAUAAACAACUUGAGGUGAUGAAAAGAAAGAAACUAUGGUGUGAUAUUAAUGAUUUAAAAAAUGGUCAUAUCUUCUCAUGGCCUAAGCAAUAUAAUAAUAAAGAAGAGAAUGCUCAUGUUCAAUUUACUCAUACAGAACAUAAACAAGGCUCUAUGUAUGAACUCGAUACAUUUGAGUCAUCCACCAAUCUGGUUUGGCAGGAGAUGUCUCAACAAAAUCUAUUGGGUACUAGAGGUGUGGAGAAUGAAUUAGAGAAUGUAGAUGAUGAACCAGAAGUAACGCCCAUAACUGAACUUUCUAACGAAGAUUCUCUCAGUAAGAAAAAAGAGGGAUACCAGAAGGGGAGUAAGGAAGGAAGUGGCUCCAUUAGUUCAGCGUUGGCAUCUACUAGUUCAUCUUUUAUAGGCAAGCAGCAGAAAAUACAACUGAAUCUACCCAAACAGGUUGGUCCAUACAAACGGGACCAAUCGCGGAAAUGCUCACAAUCCAGAGGGAGAACUCGGAAUGGCCCUGUAACAAAGAGCAGGCUGAACAGACUCGGUGCUUUCUUUGUUAAAGCAUGGUAUGAAGUUCAUUCCUGCAAGAUUAGACAAUGUUGUGAAUGCAGUUACAGAUUUGAAAGUUUUACACGCACUCUUAACUUAAAAAAUAUUUUUAAAGAUUCUGAGAUCCCUCGCUCUGUCUGCAGUAACAGCUGCCUUGUAGGAUACAGAAAAAACAUUAGAAGGGGACAGCCAGUCUGUUGUUUUGAUUGUACUGCUUGUUCUGCAGGUGAAAUUGCUAACCAAACAGAUAUGAAUGACUGCUUGAAGUGCAAAGAAGACCAGUGGCCAAAUGACCAAAAUGACAAGUGUGUUCCAAAAGCCAUUGAGUUCCUGUCAUACAGUGAUACCUUAUGUGUCCUUCUGGUUGCCAUUGUAAUAUUCUUUUGUUUUGUCACAGCUUCAGUACUGUGUAUUUUCAUAAAGUAUAGGGACACCCCAAUAGUCAAAGCCAAUAACAGAGACCUCAGUUACCUCCUCCUUUUAUCACUGAUGAUGUGCUUUCUCUGUUCCUUACUAUUUAUUGGUCAUCCAAUGAGGGUGACAUGUAUUCUCAGGCAGACAGUUUUUGGUAUCAUUUUUUCUGUUAGUAUAUCUUCUGUUCUGGCUAAAACCAUCAUAGUUGUCAUUGCAUUCAAAGCAACAAACCCCAACAGUAAGUUAGGGAGCUGGGUGGGAACAAAGAUACCUUAUUCACUUAUUUUAUGCUGUAUGUUGGUGCAAGCUGUUAUUUGCACUGCUUGGCUGCUUACCUCACCUCCGUUUCCUGAAAUGGAUGUUAAGUCUUCAUCUAGCCAGAUAAUACUGGAGUGCAACGAAGGUUCAAAAACAUUCUUCUACUGCAUGCUUGGAUACAUGGGUCUUUUAGCUAUUGUGUGUUUUGCAGUUGCAUUCCUAGCUAGGACAUUACCGGAUACCUUCAAUGAGGCUAAGUACAUCACCUUCAGCAUGCUGGUGUUUUCCAGUGUCUGGCUGUCCUUUAUCCCAGCAUAUCUGAGUACAAAGGGUAAAUACAUGGUUGCUGUGGAAAUAUUUGCAAUAUUAUCUUCCAGUGCUGGGUUACUUGCUUGUAUAUUUUCUUACAAAUGCUAUAUCAUUUUGCUGCAAUCCAACCUGAACACUAAAGAGAACUUAGUAGGCAGAGGAGGAUUCAGUAACACUGAAAAGUAG